Molecule: messenger RNA, 2306 nt
Organism: Punica granatum (pomegranate)
Lineage: Eukaryota; Viridiplantae; Streptophyta; Magnoliopsida; Myrtales; Lythraceae
Source: RefSeq, a predicted model, not a curated record
UUAAUACUCCCAAGUCUCAAACCAAUGUGAAACAGCCUCAGCACAAUUAAAAGCAUCCAUCGACGGCUUCACAGCAUAUGACUCUCCCGAUCAAUUUUAGACUCUCAGACGUUUGCCGGAAGCUCCCCGGUGUGAUCUUGAUCGCGAAACAGCCGCCGAUUGGGCAGCGACCCUACGCAUCGGCUUCGCGGAUGGAGGCGGCAGAAGGUGCAAAGUCGAAUGGCCUCUCCUCUUCUGGAUCAGGAUCCAUGAAGAAGAGAAAGCCUACUCGGCCAAACUUCGAGGCAGAUGAGCCAUCCUCAGCCGGAGCAGGUGGUCCUUUUAAGGCAGUUGUUCAGGAGCGAUCCCCGUCGCAAAGCACUGAUGUGCAUGCUGGCAGGGAGGAUCAACUAAAAUAUGUUGAACAAGACCCCGAAUCUUAUGCCCGUAAAAAGUGGCGCGUUGAGCAAAACGCUGGUAUAUCUCUAAUAGAACUGCAGGAUCGACCUCCUCAGGCUCAGGCACUCCAAAAUAUCUCAAUACCCACAGGUCAGUCAAAGGAGGUAUGUAAUGAACUUGCUACUAGUCUUCAAGAGUACGGGUCACAUGAUGCUCAGGUUACAAGGCUUCUCAUUGCUGAGAGACAGAGACAGCUUACUCAAUCUUACAAGGCUCGAAUAAGACAGCUGAAAGAUGAUCUAUCCUUGUCAAGAAAAGAUGUAACAAGUAUACAGUCAAACAUGCCGGAGGCCUUGGUAGAAAAGAACUCUCAAAUUGUGGCCCCAAAGAAGCAGCUGGCCCGAUCUGCAAGUGGCCCAGCUUCAUUGCAGGAGCACGGAAUGGUACUGACAGAUCAAAGCAAUGUUGCUGAUUGCUCCAAUCAGUUAUGUGAUUUACCAGAUGAGGUUCUUCUUCAGAUCCUGUCGUUCCUCCCUCUGAAAGAUGCGGUGAGAACUAGCGUGUUAUCUAAAAGGUGGGAGCAGCUUUGGGCCUUUGUUCCGGAUCUUCACUUCAAGAAUUCUGACUUGUCUAAGAGGCCGCUCUUCUUGGACUUUGUGGGAAGAGCUUGUGCUCUUCGCGGCGAGUCUGCUGUGAGAGAAGUAUCUCUCUCAUGUGAGGUAGGAGGAGCUGUAUACCGCAUCAAGACAUUGAUUACAUCUAUCGUAACACGUAGUGUAGAGGAUCUCUCUCUGUUCCUUCCUAGCCCUAAAAGGCCUUACCUGUUACCUUCCUCCAUAUUUAUGUGUGCAACCUUGGAAAGGCUUCUGGUGCAAUCACACUGCUUCAUCAAACUCCAUUCUUCGAUAUGUCUUUCGAAACUCAAGGUGUUGAUUCUUUCGGAGGUCAUAUUUGAGGAUAGUGACUCAGUGGAGAAGUUGUUUUCCCUUCCGUUACUUGAAAAGUUAGUUGUCGGUAAUUGUUAUUGGAGGAAACUCAAAAGCAUUCGCAUUUCUGCCCCGAAGCUUCAACAUUUAUGUAUCAACAUAUUGCCGCGCGGAUCAUUUGGCCGCCUAGUACAGAUCAAUGGAGCUUGUCUCAAGUCCUUUCACUAUCAUGGUGGGCCCAUUGACGAGUAUUGCAUAUCUGGAGACACCAGACAGCUAGUUAAGGCUAAGCUCCUGCUUUAUCCAGGCCGUGGGAGUAGAGAAGUAGCCCAGGGUUACAAGCUCCUCUCAGUCUUCUCCAAUGUGAAGGAGUUAGCUCUGUCUGACACAGUUGUACAGGACCUUCCCACAGGGUAUGAGCUUCCUCUGUUCAGUAAUAUGAUCAAGUUAAAAUUGGGUGGGAUAAAUUCUUCGACAAUCAAUGGCGUUUGGGCAUUAGUGAGAAGAUCUCCUCGUCUUCAGAGUCUCUACUUUAGACAGGGAGUCAACUACUAUCCGGAAAUUGGAAGAGAUGAGUUGCUGCACCCAUUGCCUUCGUGUUUCUUCACGGAGCUCAAAAAGAUAUCUCUCGUGAUUUUCCAUGGAAGAUAUGGUCGAAAGCAGCUAUUCAUGGUAGGGAUCUUUCUUGAGAAGGCAUUGGCUCUGAGAGAAAUGGUUAUCCACGUAGCGGAGUACUGUAUAGGCAAGGAGAAUCUGCUGAAGGAUUUAAAUAACAUUUCCAAAGGGUCAAAGAAAUGUCGAAUCUCAUUGCAACAACUAGUGGUUUAGACUGGACAUCUUGGAGACUAAUGUAGGCCAUCAUAAUUCAACUUCUAUCGUUCUUUUGUUAGGUGUCUCCUUGUUUAAAUUUCUUUGCAAGUUUGGUUUGAUUUUAUCCUUAGAGACACAGUUGAGGAAAUAUGCAAAUUUAAAAUCCUAUGUCAAAAGGGGUUCUGGAACUAA